Molecule: messenger RNA, 900 nt
Organism: Mobula hypostoma (lesser devil ray)
Lineage: Eukaryota; Metazoa; Chordata; Chondrichthyes; Myliobatiformes; Myliobatidae
Product: secreted phosphoprotein 24-like
Exons: 6
Coding region: 96-716 (206 amino acids)
Biological process (GO): bone remodeling
Cellular component (GO): extracellular region
Source: RefSeq, a predicted model, not a curated record
GGGAUUGCAGCAUAUAAAAGGCAACAGCAGAUAAAGGCUCAGUGAGAGGGAGAGAGAUAGACAGCAUCAGCUGCUAAGUACCAAAGCUUGUCAAGAUGAAGUCAUUUCUAUUGACUUUCGCUGUACUUCAGGCUUUCCAAUACUGUGCUGCCAUCCCGGUGUUUGACUUCCUUCCAGUCUUUGAAGAUGCACUGAGGCAAUCCAUUAUACAGCUGAACAGUAACACAGCUGGUGGUUACCUGUUUGCUGCCAUCAGUGACGAACUGUUGCAUAUUACCCCAUCAGGACAAAAUGAUAUUUCUGUGGACCUGAGAUUUACUGCAAGGGAGACACUCUGUCCCAAAAAUAGUGGAGUAGAGAUCGAAAACUGUCAGCUGAGUAGAAACCCCCUGGCUGAAAUGGUGACAUGUCACAGCAGCGUUGGCUAUUCAUUAGGAAAAUUUGUUGAUGUUUUUCUACGUUGCAAGAAUGCAAGAAGCAGAUUUGUGGACAGCAGCAGUGCAUCGGCCUCCUUUGAAAGCAGUGAAGAGGUCAUGCACCAGAGGGGAUCAAAAUUUCAGGAUGAGUACUACUCAUCAAUCGACUGGAAUAGGCAACAACCUGAUGAACACCAGCGGAACGGCUCUGCUAUGGAAAAGAAAAUUAACCAGAGACAGAAUAUGAACCGGGGUCUGUCAACCAAGAAGAUUCCACGUCGUAAACAGAGGCCGGAAUAAGCAGUCAAAAUACGUACAAAACUGCAUAAGUAUAUACCAUGCAUGCUUUAAAGUAAGCAGUAGAAUCUAAAAAAAAUCUUAAUUGUAUCUUUCAUUCAGUGAUAUAAGAUACAUUGCUCUUUAUGUACAAGUUGAAAGCAAGACAAUAAAGCAAGUCGAUGAUAGUGUGAAAUGUCCUGUCACA